Messenger RNA from Strongylocentrotus purpuratus (purple sea urchin), 2534 nucleotides. RefSeq names its product uronyl 2-sulfotransferase. Lineage: Eukaryota; Metazoa; Echinodermata; Echinoidea; Camarodonta; Strongylocentrotidae. The record is from RefSeq and is a predicted model, not a curated record. Gene Ontology annotation, molecular function: sulfotransferase activity. Gene Ontology annotation, cellular component: membrane. Bases 674 to 2080 code for a protein of 468 amino acids. The transcript has 8 exons.
UUAUUGGAUUGAAAUUGGCCCUAAUUUCUCGACAACCAAUCAAAUUAUGUGUUACAUCAGACGACACGGGAUUAUAUAACCUAUGAUUUGGCGCCCGAGAUGGCCCAAUAACAAGUCGCAGUUACGAGCAUUAGCUCCUUGAAGUACACAACCCCAGUGAAAAAGACGAAUUUUCCUGUGACCUCCAUAGAGAAAUCACAAAUUGAAUGAUUGUUGUCCAUUUUUGAAGACGAAAUGGCCCUAUUUUCCGGUAUUCAAAUCAGUUCGAAAUUGGUAUCAGUGGAAAGAACAGUAUUUGAAUAUGUGAUUUCCACCCGAGAUGGUGUGUAAUCAAAGUUUGUUUACCUCGUAGGAGCAUUUCUUUGCACACUUAGCGCAUUUUCAAAGACGAUUUCACGUGUUGUAGACCGCGGAGCGAGACCGCGUGAUCAGAUGCCCAAAAUUUGUUCUUAUGUUUGACCGUGCAGUGAGCUGAGCACAGUCACAAUUCCUCUUCAUGAAAUUUGCUGAGUGGUGGAAUCCGAAUCCAGACAACCACAUUCUAGAUAUGAGUAAUUUACCUGGACACUGGAUUUUAAUUAGUUUACAUCUGUGAUGUACUGCAUACAAGGACAGUAGCCUAAGCUAUAUCUGUGGAAGUUUGCCAUAAAUGGGAGGUAGAAACUAGCGCGAAAUGUUUCACAGAAGACCGACUGUGUAUACUUUGCUUCUUCUAUUUGCACUUGCGCUCGUCUUUCUAUUGGUCGCACUGCACAAUGAUAGAACAACAGACGAUCGUCAUGGGCCGAUAAUUCACAAUGAUGGAGUCUUGAAUAUUCAGCAGAAAGUUUUAAAGUUUGAACUGCGAUCAAAGAAAGGUCAAAGGCCCAGUGAUGACAAACCAAGCAAGACACUACAUGCAAGCAACGGCAGUGAAGACUCCUACCUCGCAUCAUCCAGCAACUUCUCGGACGAUGAGGUCAAAGAGCGACCUAGCGACCUCACCGGGGACAACGCAGGAGAGGUCAGGGUAUCCUCGGAUGACGACGACCCACAGGAGUCCGAGGACGAUGUCGACGAUGACGAGGAGGGGGGCCCAGUUGAUGCCGCCCCGAAUCAUUUAAGAGUGCUCAAUGCACAAGCCAGAACAAAGGAGCUGCAGGCAGAUGAAAAGCAAAUUGAGGAAGAGAAGGCAGGACAACUUAAAACAGAAAUGGGACCAAAGAGACGUUUCUUGCAUGAAUGGGAUGAAUAUGAUAAAACAGCAUGGAAGACGUUGCCGCUGGUAACCGGUCUGAAUGAGCCAGAGACGCAGACAGGAGCUGCAAUUUUUUACAACAGAGUGGGGAAGUGCGGCAGCCGAUCUGUCAUUGCAGUUCUGAGACUAUUGGCUCUGAAGAACCAGUUUCACUUGGUGUCUUCCUUAACGUACAAUGCAACAAGACUAGUUCCAGAGUAUGAGAAAAUGAUGGUAACAGUUUUAAGCCAAAUACAAAAACCUUACCUUUUUCAGAGGCAUGUCUACUUCAUAGAUUUCCGCAGAUACGGUGUAAAGCAACCAAAAUAUAUCAACAUAAUCCGGGACCCCUUAUCGCGGAUGGUAUCGCACUACUAUUUCCAGCGCUUUGGAGAUGGUAAGAGUUCUAGGAACUAUUCAGGAAAAGACAAGUAUCAGACAUUUGAUUCGUGUGUCCUGAAUCAGAAGAAAGAGUGCUUUGGGGGAAGAACUUUUUACAUCAUUCCAUAUUUCUGUGGACAGGAUCCAAGAUGCAGGGAUCCUUCUACUUGGGCUUUGAAUGAAGCAAAGCAGAACGUGCAAGAUCACUAUGUGGCUGUAGGACUCCUGGAGGAACUUGAGGAUACCUUCAGGGUCUUUGAGAAGGUACUCCCAGAUGCCUUUGACGGUGUCUUGGACAUCUACAGAAAUAUAGUAUCAGGAGAGGUAGGUAAAAACCUCUCGGUCAUGGUCACCAAACACAAGGUUCAACCCUCCCCAGAGGUGGCCCGGAUCAUGAAAGACUACAUGAGAUUGGAAUAUAUCUUCUACGAAUUUAUCAAAACAAGAUUUCAUACACUAAAGAGGGAACUUGGUAUUUCGUAGUCCAUUUGAUGUACAUCUAAGUCAUAUUUUCUUUUUUUCUUUUAUCAAAAUUGUAAGAUUUUAAAGAUUUGAAAGAGUAUAAUUGUCAAAACGAGAUUUCAUACGCCAAAGAGGGAACUUGGUAUUUUGUAGUUCAUUUUGAUGUACAUCUAGUUCAUAUUUUCCUUUUUUUUCUCUUAUCAAAAUUGUAAGAUUGUAAAGAUUAUAAUUGGAAUACAUCUUCUAAGAGUCUGUCAAAACAAGAUUUCAUACGCUAAAGAGGGAACUUGGUAUUUUGUAGUCCAGUUCAGGCCUCGAAUUACAUCAAAUUUGGGUCAAGGCCACUUUUUUGAGAGGGCACAAAUCCACUGAAAGGGGCACAAAUCUAUCCUAAGGGGCACUAAGGCCAACGUGGAAAGUGCGCGUAAAAUUACCUCACGCCGUUGUUUUCAAGGUGGGGGGGGGGGGGGAUAUG